AUGGGAAAUAAAUGCACUGUACAAUUGAUCAGUGCUCUCUUGAUCGUCUUAGCUAUUCUUAUCAAUCAAUCGUCCGCCGGCACCGUUUUAUGCCGUCGCAUAGGACCCGCCAAUAGAUGUCCAGCAGACACAUGUGAUCCUGUCGGUAUUGUUCGCAUUGACCACCAGUAUCCAUCGGAGUGUUAUGUUAUCGGCGAGCCGCAUGCAGAUGGCCAACAAAAGAGUCGAAAAUGGUACAAAAUCACAUUACCAAAUGGCAAACAAGGGUUCAUCAACAUGUUUUAUUGCAAUGGUGACGUUCCUCGUUGCAAAAAUACCUGA
This is a messenger RNA of Adineta ricciae, 321 nucleotides long. The record is from the annotation of a GenBank genome assembly. NCBI's taxonomy places the organism in Eukaryota, Metazoa, Rotifera, Eurotatoria, Adinetida, Adinetidae.